AUGGGGGGGGGGGAGAUCUCCAUUAGCUGUGUGGUGAAAUACCUAGGUGUGCUGCUGGACAAUGCUAGGGGGUUCUCCCCCCACCUUGAAGCUGUUUGUGACAAAGCGGAACGGUUCCUGGGAGCCAUACGGAGUCUACUGCACAAUGUGAAUGGGCCGACGGAUGCUGUUAGAAGAUUGUACUACGGCAUCUGGGAGUCUGUGGUUUUGUAUGGCGCACCGAUAUGGGCCUCCUCCUUAGGAAGAGAGAAGAACAGGAAGAUCGUGAAAGGGGCACAAAGAGCGGCGUUGAUCAGCACAUCCACUGCCUACUGCACGGUGUCGCACGGAGCUUUGUGCGUGGCCACGGGCAACAUGCCGAUUCAUGUUAAGGUGGAGUUAAGUGACUGCGGUGGAAGCAGUAUGGCGUGA
Bombus huntii is the source of this 411-nucleotide messenger RNA. RefSeq lists its product as uncharacterized. Lineage: Eukaryota; Metazoa; Arthropoda; Insecta; Hymenoptera; Apidae. The transcript has a single exon. Bases 1 to 411 code for a protein of 136 amino acids. The record is from RefSeq and is a predicted model, not a curated record.